AUGGCGAAAAGGCCAACGUUUUCUCCUCCCAGUGAAAAGAGAAAGUUUGGUGAGGUGUCUUUUGACAUUUUAACGGAUGCUCUGAACGACCUCAACAAAAGAAACAAAUUCAACAUAGAGAAUGUAUCAGAUAUCUGUGGAAGUUUAAAAGAUCGGAGAAUAGUUGAGAGUGUAUUUCUUCUGUGUGAUGAGCUUGGACUUGACCCAGUGGUUGGAUACAAUGCCAUUGAGUUACUGGAGAGGUGUAUGGCAAAACAUCUUGAAGAUCUAAUCCUCUACCAGAAGAGUCAGGCUACACAAGACCCAUCAUGUGGAGAUAAAGGAAACUACGAGGAUCUCAUCUUUCAAACACUGAAGGAGAAGUUCUUUCUCUUCAUCCUCUCAAGUGUUCAGAUAGCCAGCAAACUGGACCUGCAUUCUAAUCUUGUUAACAACAACACUGCAAUGAGAUGGCUGCAGGCGGUCAGCUACCCUUGUUCCAAAGAGAAACUUUUGGACACUGAGAUUUUCAUUUUGAAAACUCUCAACUUUGAUUUGAAUGUUCCAAAUCCUUUAAUGUAUGUGGAUACCCUUUUGGAAGUGCUGGGCCAUAAUGAUCCAACAGCCCCUGUGGCACAUCUACACCACCUCUGCAUCUAUGUACUGCAGUUCAUUUACCUGCAGAGGGAGCCAAUCUACCACUCAUUGCUCAUAUCUGCCACUGGAUGCCCCAGCCCGACCCAUGAGCAAAGAGCCAAGUUUGUGUCAGUGACAGAAGACUUCAUGCUUUUGGGAGUUGGAGUCAUUGCCGUGGCUGCCUUCAUUCAUCAUAUUUCCACAUGGGAAAAGGUAGUGCAGGAGCUGACAGGAAUCACAGGGAUAUCAGGACAGAGUAUCAUGGAGUUUGCAUAUGUCACCCUGAUGCACAUCACCCUGAUUAAACCCAUGUGA
Messenger RNA from Xyrauchen texanus (razorback sucker), 930 nucleotides. RefSeq names its product cyclin N-terminal domain-containing protein 1-like. The record is from RefSeq and is a predicted model, not a curated record. Gene Ontology annotation, biological process: reciprocal meiotic recombination. The coding region runs from base 1 to 930 and encodes 309 amino acids. The transcript is spliced from 7 exons. Gene Ontology annotation, cellular component: site of double-strand break. Lineage: Eukaryota; Metazoa; Chordata; Actinopteri; Cypriniformes; Catostomidae.